AUGUCCGAAUAUGAUAAUGUGCCAGGCGGUUCUUUGAAACUUAAAGGAAACAGCGAGUUAAUUGAAGAAACCAAGCCGAUUAGAGUUGUCACUAGGACCGAGGCUGAAAAGAAAUUUGAAGAGAUUCAAAGGAAGAGGUUGGAUGAGAAGGUGGAGAAAGCAGCGCGCAAAUCGCACAAGGAACGCGUAGCGGAGCUGAAUAAAAAACUAGAAGAAAUGACCGAACAUUAUGAUAUUCCGAAGGUUGGUCCUGGAUAG
This is a messenger RNA of Acaulospora colombiana, 258 nucleotides long. The record is from the annotation of a GenBank genome assembly. Lineage: Eukaryota; Fungi; Glomeromycota; Glomeromycetes; Diversisporales; Acaulosporaceae.